Messenger RNA from Paecilomyces variotii, 1692 nucleotides. RefSeq names its product putative phosphatidylinositol 3,5-bisphosphate-binding protein. Gene Ontology annotation, biological process: autophagy of mitochondrion; nucleophagy; protein lipidation. The transcript has 5 exons. NCBI's taxonomy places the organism in Eukaryota, Fungi, Ascomycota, Eurotiomycetes, Eurotiales, Thermoascaceae. Bases 359 to 1492 code for a protein of 377 amino acids. Gene Ontology annotation, molecular function: phosphatidylinositol-3-phosphate binding; protein binding; phosphatidylinositol-3,5-bisphosphate binding. Gene Ontology annotation, cellular component: extrinsic component of membrane; cytosol; phagophore assembly site membrane. The record is from RefSeq and is a predicted model, not a curated record.
CAUGGAUGCAAUCGACACCUGAGGCAGGAAAAAAAGGACUUCGUCGGCUGUUGUCAUCGACCAUCUGGGCCAGCUGGAACUACAAUCAUCUCACGGCUGGGGUCAUAUUUCCAGUAUAAUUAUAAUCAUUUCCAUCUGGAUCUUUUUGCCUAGCCGAUCGCACGUGCCGGCUAGAGGCCGUUGUGUCUUUUCUGGUCUCCACUGCGCCCUGUUUUUGUUUAUCGACGGACAUACCUCUCCCAGUUACUAGUAUUAUUAUUAGUAGCUCCGCAUAACCACCCCAUCGACCGAUCGAUCGAUCCAUCCUGGGUUCUGGGAGCGCUCGCAGGAGACUAUGUGAGAGGGCCAUCCUCUCAACAUGAACACAAGACAGGUGAUCGAUGACUCGACCGGCCCCGUGUCGCUGUCGGUGGCCUUCAAUAAUGACAGUAGCUGCUUCUCCGUCGGGCUGGAUACGGGUUUCUGCGUCUUCAAUUCAGAUCCCUGUGAACUGAAAGUCUCUCGAGACUUCAACGCGGGGAUUGGGGUGGCGGAGAUGCUGGGCCAGUCCAACUACCUGGCGAUCGUCGGAGGAGGCAGACAGCCCAAGUUCCCUCAGAACAAGCUCGUUAUCUGGGACGAUGCAAAGCAGAAAGCCGUCAUCACCCUUGAAUUCCGCACCUCCGUGCUCCAAGUCCGCCUUUCGAAAUCGCGCAUCAUCGUCGUCUUGCUGAACAGCAUCCAUGUUUUCGCAUUCUCCAACCCACCGCAGAAACUAUCCGUCUUCGAGACAUCAGAUAAUCCGUUAGGCCUGGCCUGUCUGGGCCAGAAGCUGCUAGCCUUCCCCGGCCGGUCGCCCGGACAGGUCCAGCUCGUCGAGCUGCAGACCGGCAAUGUCAGUAUCAUACCUGCACACAGCUCCCCACUACGAGCUAUGAAUUUGAGCCCAGAUGGGGAGAUACUGGCGACAGCGAGUGAAGCGGGUACAUUGAUACGGGUAUUUUCUACGAGCAACUGCACGAAGAUCGCAGAGCUACGACGAGGCGUGGAUCAUGCGAUCAUCUUCUCUCUUGCAAUUUCGCCAUCUAACACGCUACUGGCAGUCACCUCCGAUAAGUCUACUCUUCACAUCUUUGACCUUCCGCAUCCGCGGCAGCUGUCUAGGCGCAGCCAGUCUCCGUCAUCCCCUUCCGAGGACGGAGGAAAUUUAAAAUGGGGCAUCCUGGGGAAGAUCCCGCUGCUGCCCAGAGUCUUCUCGGACAUCUAUUCUUUCACAAGCGCGCAUUUUGAAAUUGGAGACGAGGCUCCACCGGGUUCCCAUUACGUCCCGCCUCUGGGGACAUCGUUCGGUUUGCUCAACAAGGGCAUGAUUGGCUGGACGAAUGAUCAUACCAUCUUAGUUAUCGGCGCAGGGAGAGAAGGACGAUGGGAGAAGUUCAUCCUCCAAGAAGGGGAAGAUGGCAAGCGAUACUGUACCAGGGAGGGCUGGAAACGAUAUCUGGGCGGCGGCUGAGGCCAUUCUUUGGAUGAAAAUAUUGGUAUUUGAAGUGUCUAUCUAAAGUAGGCCUUCUCUUAUACUGCAACCCCCGAGUCUGCGUCCAGGAAGGGACUCCUGCAAAACCCGCUCGACGAAGUGGGAGCGGAGUCGAGGACCGAAAUUCGAGCCGACGGGGCUCUGGCCAUGACAUGUGCAGGGAGACAUAGCAGGCAGGC